Messenger RNA from Wyeomyia smithii (pitcher-plant mosquito), 2607 nucleotides. Its product is annotated as tetraspanin-33-like. The transcript is spliced from 3 exons. Gene Ontology annotation, biological process: protein localization to plasma membrane; protein maturation. The record is from RefSeq and is a predicted model, not a curated record. Gene Ontology annotation, cellular component: membrane. NCBI's taxonomy places the organism in Eukaryota, Metazoa, Arthropoda, Insecta, Diptera, Culicidae. The coding region runs from base 351 to 1187 and encodes 278 amino acids.
UUCAGUCAUUUGAAAUCAAAGGAAGCUGAUGGAGAUUUUUCACUCCUCGACUGUCGUUCCGUAGAAGGCGAACAGAAAAAUUUUGAUUUAGAAAGUGAGUUAUAGAAUAAUCCAACAGCAAAGUGCUGGUGUUCAAGGUUGCAGUUUUUCCAGGACAAAUAAUACUCCUUUGUUAUAUAAAUAUUUAUGAGAUUUUGUUACGAGUGACGCAAGUGAUUUACGCUGCCAGCGAAAGUUGUAAUUAUCCUAAGAGUUUUGAAAACGUGUGGCAAACUGACGACCAAUAUAAGAUUGGCUCUAUUCACGAGAACAAAAAUCAAAAAAGGAGGGUCACAAUUGCUCGCAUCGGGAUGCCUCCCUAUCGUUACCCUACCCAGAACUUUACGUAUGUGAGUUCAUGCGUAAAAUACAUGAUUUUUCUGCUAAAUUUUGUGUUCUGGUUGUUUGGAGGAUUACUGAUUGGAAUCGGAUUCUAUGCCUUCAUUGACAAAUGGCAAGCUACGGGGCUGAUCAAAUUGGAAACAUUUUACGACAUCGUGUUGAAUAUUUCACUAGUUAUGAUAAUUGCUGGAGGAAUCGUGUUUAUCGUGAGCUUCGCUGGAUGCCUGGGAGCAUUAAGAGAAAACACUUGCUUGCUUAAGUUCUACUCACUGUGUCUCUUAAUGUUUUUCCUGUGUGAAAUGGCUGUGGCUAUCGUUGGAUUUGUGUUUCCACAUAAGAUGAACAUUGUUUUGGAAGAGCGAUUUACUGACAAAAUUAUUACAACAUAUCGUGAUGAUCCAGAUCUCCAAAAUCUAAUAGAUUUUGCGCAGCAAGAGUUCCAUUGCUGUGGACUAAGCAAUGACGGAUACUUGGACUGGGGAAAGAACGAAUAUUUCAACUGUUCCUCGCCAAGUGUAGAAAAGUGUGGUGUACCGUACAGCUGUUGUAUCAAUGCCACAGAUAUUUCUUCCGGGUUGGUCAAUAUUAUGUGUGGCUAUCAUAUUCAGCAGCAGUCAGUCGCAGCGGCUAGUAAGAAAAUUUGGACAAGCGGAUGUAUUGAAAUUGUCCGCGUCUGGGCCGAAAGAAAUCUGUAUCUAAUAGCUGGCAUAGCGCUGGGAGCAGCUCUCAGUCAGUUGUUUGUGAUCUAUUUGGCCAAAACAUUGGAAGGUCAAAUUGAUCUGCAGAAAAGUCGCUGGUCGUCGUGAGCUUACGUGGGCUGGGGCGGUGGACGGGCAGUUUAAGAGCGGAGAUAAUGACUGGAUUGACUACCAGCCGGAUUCCACCAUUGAAUGUUUACUAAAUGAUAUGUAAGAUCUGGCAGUAAUUUCGUUUUUAAACACGCGAUUGUUGGGAGACUGAACAUAAAAUAUGCGCCAUCUAUCGGUGACCAGCACCUGAUGUUGAAGUGAAGACUUAGCAGAAAAUAGCUGAAAAUGUCAGCAAUUAGUGUUCCCUGUGUAUAUCCAACUAGAACUUACGUUUAAUUUUACGAUAUAGCCAAUAUGCUACAACAAACAAAGACACAAAAACCGUUCACAUUUCAUAAAUUGAUAUUAAACACGUUAUAAACCCAAGUAACUAGCCCUAAUAUCGAUGCAUUUUACUAACUAGAGUACGCAUACUCUAACUCAUUUUGCUGUUUCAAACAUUAACAAUAGUAUUUUUAAUAUGUUCAGAACAAAAUGACUGAUAUUUUUUAUAUACACAACUUUGCAAAUUUGAUAUAGUUCCGCGUCACUCUCCGGGCAACAUAAAGCAACAUUACUAGUUACCGCAUGUGUUCUGAUGCCUUCCAAUUUCAAACCACUAAAACCGCAUUUUUUUAAAGUGUUUAUGAUAAAGCAGUGAUGCAUAAUUAUAAUUUGCUUUUAUUCGAAGUAUGUUUUGCAUCAAUCUAAACUUUGAAUCAUACAAUUAAAUAAUUUUAAUGACAUGUAAUUGCCAACGUUAAUGACUCUUGAAUACGUAACUAAAAUCACAAAAACAUACAUUGCCGCUAGAUCUUUCUAUGUCGCUCAACGUUUACUAUUUACUAUUAUACUUUAUGAAUGAAAUUACAAAUAUUGAAAAUUAUUGUAUCUAUAUUUGGAUGACUAGACUAGCGUAACAGUAAUGUUGCUUACCGACAUUGUAAACUGUUUCCAACGAAUGUGAUAGUUAUAUCUCUUGUGUUUAGUAAAGAUGUGUUAUUCUACAUUGAAAAUUGAACGUGCAAUGUGUAACAGCAAGCACUUGACUUCCAGUAUUGAAAAACGAAAGUUUUGCUGAAAAAUCUCACUACUAUGACAUGUUUUAUAAUCUUUCGCCGUUUGUCAUCUCCCUGAGAAAAUCUCAUAGAUUUUAUAUUGUGAAAAUUCUAUCAUAAACGUCGGACCACCAACUCAAAUUACGAUUCAAGAUGUUCUUUGGAUGGAAAUGGAUAUUAGGAAAGUUAUAUACGUUCAGCCAGUAUGUUGAACAAGAAAUACAGAGGAAUGUCUAAUAACCUAAAUGAGAAUCAAAUAAUAGAAGUAAUUAACUAUGUCAUUAUUUGUAAAGCUCAAACAGGUAGGGUUGCAACCGAAAUUAUAUGAAUAUCUGUCAAGAUUGAUAAAUAAAACCUGGUGUCAUGAAGGACUUCUUUAA